Molecule: messenger RNA, 1341 nt
Organism: Paecilomyces variotii
Lineage: Eukaryota; Fungi; Ascomycota; Eurotiomycetes; Eurotiales; Thermoascaceae
Exons: 3
Coding region: 57-1226 (389 amino acids)
Source: RefSeq, a predicted model, not a curated record
UAUUGCUGGCCUCGUUGGUGUUGAGGAAACCUUCGAUUAUAUCGUCUAGGUCCGCUAUGGCAUAUACAUCACCAUCACGAGUUACAUCUUACAAUCCACUCCCAGGCCUUCCGGCCAAUCAUGCAACCAUACAAUUCUCAACUUUUAAGCGUGUCAAGGAUGCGCUUGAAUCCAUUCACAAAAGCCUUCAAGACAAUGAUCUAGAGGGCAACCAAUAUCUCGUCGUUCUUGGCCUUUCGGAUCAUGCUUUGAAUAAGCUUAAACAUGAGGAUCAUCCUCUUGGCAUGAAAAAUUGCCGUCUGGAAUUAGAUGCUAAUAUGGCUAUUAUCAAAGUUAAACCUGGAUAUAGCCAUGAGGUACCUCUUGGAGUCUUCACUAGACUCACAGACAAUAAACUUGUAUUGAUGGGCUUUCCACUCCUGAGUGAUAGUUAUCUCUGGGGCCGAGCAACUACACACGAACCAACUGCCUCAAUGAAAGCAAAAGAGGCGGAUGAGUCCUUUCAUCCAGGAUCUAGAUUCGGAAAUGGGAACGCAGCGUUUCCGUGGCCAACCCUUGUUAUUGAGAUUGGGAACGCCCAGUCCCUAGCGAAACUGCGUGAAGAUGUGCGGUGGUGGUUUGAGAACUCGGAAGGUGAUGUGCGGAUUGUUCUUUUGAUGAUAGUUCAUCAGAGAUCAAGAACUAUCACCUUGGAAAAAUGGCAACUUGCACCACCCAACACACCUCCUCUAACUCGGGCAUCUAUCAAUGCAUUCCGACAGGCAGUUCCUCCAACUAUGCCACCCUUGCUUAUGCUGCCCUUUCACGCCUUGCUCGACAGCGCUCCCGUGCCGCCUCAGUCCGAUUUAGUCUUUACACAAGCAGAGCUUGUUCUUAUGGCGCAGCGUACCUGGCGAUAUUUCCUCUCUACUCUUUCUAUUUCUUCCUUUAUUUAUAUCUGUGGUUCUUCUCGAAUUCGCAAAACUACUACUACAACCACCAUGGCUAUAGCUACUACUGCCUUUUUCAACUCACGAGACCUCUUACUCCAGCCCCUCCCCGAUCUCAACACUAGCUUCCGCCGUACCACGAGUCACGCGUUGCACCCCGUUCAUUUCGUUGGAGUCCUACAACCAUGGGCAAACUUCAAGUCGGAUAUUAUGAAUACGGUCAAAUUGUCAAAUUUGUAUUUCUCGAGGUACCUAGCUAGUGGAAGAAGUGGUAGUAAUGAAGGGACUAGAGUCUAAUGACCAUAAUAAUUGCCAGAUUAUAAUCUAAGGAGCUUUGGAUGUAUCUCUAUUGCCCCAUAGAAUGGAUGUGAAGCUUAUAAUAUCGCCUCCCAUAUACCGCAUUUUUUUUUCG